Messenger RNA from Rubroshorea leprosula, 1422 nucleotides. NCBI's taxonomy places the organism in Eukaryota, Viridiplantae, Streptophyta, Magnoliopsida, Malvales, Dipterocarpaceae. The record is from the annotation of a GenBank genome assembly.
UCACAAUCUAUUUUUUGUAAACUCAGGAAAAGAUGGGAGUCUUGAAGCCAACAGCCAUUUCCUGGCUUUCCAUUCUUCUCCUAUCCAUUUCAGUGAAGGUAAUUUCCCAACAAGAUAAUGUUCAGGAAGCUUUUCUCCAAUGCCUCCUCGACAAUUCUCACCCAUCUCAUCCCAUUUCUUCCGCAAUCUUCACUCCCCAGAACUCUUCAUACUCGUCUGUUUUACAGUCCUACAUUCGGAAUCGUCGAUUCAAUGAGACAACUACCCCGAAGCCAUUCCUUAUUCUCACUGCAUUGCACCAAUCCCACAUACAAGCCGCAGUUGUUUGUGCAAAAAAACAUGAUCUUCAAAUGAAAAUCAGAAGUGGCGGCCAUGACUACGAGGGCCUUUCCUACGUGUCUACCGUCCCCUUCUUUGUCCUUGACAUACUUAUUCUGGAUGUGGUGAAUAGUAGUAGCUCAACUGGUGGAAAGACGGUCAGGGCUUCUUUUCUUUCCUUGUUCCUUGGAGACUCAAAGACACUCCUCUCCAUCAUGAACGAGAGCUUCCCUGAAUUGGGAUUGUCUCAGUCUGAUUGCAUUGAAACGAGCUGGAUUCAAUCAGUCCUUAACUGGACCAACUUUCCUGUUGACACUUCCGCAAAAGUUCUGCUCAAUCGAACGCCUCAAACACUUACCUUCCUGAAGAGGAAAUCAGAUUAUGUUAAAGAACCAAUCCCAAAGGAUGGUCUGGAGUGGCUCUGGAAGCGGAUGAUUGAGUUGGGAACCCCGACACUGAUAUUCAAUCCUUAUGGUGGGAGAAUGGCUGAGAUUUCAGCUUCAGAAACCCCGUUCCCUCAUAGAGCUGGAAAUUUAUGGAAGAUUCAGUAUGUAACAAACUGGAAUGAAGCUGGAGCUGAAGCUGCAGAUCAUUACAUUAAUUUGACUAGGAAGCUUCAUGGAUAUAUGACUGGUUUUGUGUCCAAGAAUCCAAGAGAAGCGUUUCUUAACUAUAGAGAUAUUGAUUUGGGUGUCAAUCACAAUGGGAAGGCAAGCUACUGGGAAGGAAGGGUUUAUGGGAUCAAGUAUUUCAAGAGUAAUUUCAACAGAUUGGUGCAAAUCAAGACGAAGGUUGAUCCCGGUAAUUUCUUUCGGUACGAACAAGGCAUCCCAACGCUUCCACAUUAGAAGAAACAGAAAUUCCUUUGAAGAUAUGAUUGUUAAUUGAACAUUGCUUUGACUUGACCGUAAAAAAAUAUGUGGUUUGAGCCUUUGACUCUAAAAAAAUAAAUUAAUUUCUGUUGCUUUUGUUUUUAAUAAAGAUUUCUUGUGUGAUUGGGAUGUACUUGAGGAUAGUGAUCUUGAUACUCCAUUUUUUUUCCCUUAAUUGUCUUAUUAUGGGAUUGCACCCUUGGUGGUAACUUAGUAAAAAUUAAAAUUACAA